Messenger RNA from Pyrgilauda ruficollis (rufous-necked snowfinch), 2275 nucleotides. It is a transcript of the gene ATP1B1, whose product is annotated as ATPase Na+/K+ transporting subunit beta 1. The transcript is spliced from 6 exons. The record is from RefSeq and is a predicted model, not a curated record. NCBI's taxonomy places the organism in Eukaryota, Metazoa, Chordata, Aves, Passeriformes, Passeridae. Gene Ontology annotation, biological process: sodium ion export across plasma membrane; intracellular potassium ion homeostasis; potassium ion import across plasma membrane. Bases 211 to 1128 code for a protein of 305 amino acids. Gene Ontology annotation, molecular function: ATPase activator activity. Gene Ontology annotation, cellular component: sodium:potassium-exchanging ATPase complex.
CUCUGUGCCCUGUGCGCUCCGUGGCGCUCCCCUCGCCGCUCCCCUCGCCGCUCCCGCGUUUCCCCCCCCCCAACCCCGGUCGCCUCCCCCGCUUUGCCCCGUCGGGCCGGCGCCGCCGGGGCGGGCGCACCCACCCGCACCUUCCGGGCCCGCUCCGCCCGCUGAGGGCUUUAGAUCUCUGCACGCCGCUCGCCCACCCCGCCGCUCGCCAUGGCCCGCGGGAAGGCCAAGGACGGUGAUGGCAACUGGAAGAAAUUCAUCUGGAACUCGGAGAAGAAGGAGCUGCUGGGCCGCACCGGGGGCAGCUGGUUUAAGAUCCUCCUCUUCUAUGUCAUCUUCUACGGUUGCCUGGCAGGUAUAUUCAUCGGGACCAUCCAAGUGAUGUUGCUCACUGUCAGCGAAUUUGAGCCCAAAUACCAGGAUCGAGUGGCACCUCCAGGACUGACUCAAGUCCCCCAGGUUCAAAAGACAGAAAUUGCCUUUACUGCCUCUGAACCCAGAAGUUAUGAACCGUAUGUGAGGAACCUUGAUAAUUUCUUAAGGGACUACAGUGCUGAGCAACAAACUGAAAACAUUGUGUUUCAGGACUGUGGAGAUGCACCUACUGAAUACAAAGAGAGAGGACCAUAUAAUGAUGCCCAGGGCCAGAAAAAGGUCUGCAAAUUCAAACGCGAAUGGCUGGAAAACUGUUCUGGAUUAAAUGAUCCUACCUAUGGCUACAAGGAUGGCAAACCAUGCAUCCUUGUCAAGCUCAACAGAAUUAUUGGCUUCAAACCUCAGGCUCCAGUCAAUGAAAGCCUCCCUCCUGAGGUUAUGGCAAAAUACAACCCAAAUCUCAUCCCUGUCCACUGUGUUGCCAAGCGAGAGGAAGAUGCAGACAAAAUCGGCACGGUGGAGUACUAUGGGAUGGGCGGCUUCCCUGGCUUCGGGCUGCAGUACUACCCCUACUACGGGAAGCUGCUGCAGCCGCGGUACCUGCAGCCGCUGGUGGCCGUGCAGUUCACCAACCUGACCUACGACAUGGAGGUGCGUGUGGAGUGCAGGGCCUACGGGCAGAACAUCGUCUACAGCGACAAGGACCGCUUCCAGGGACGCUUUGAUAUUAAAUUUGACAUAAAAAGCAGCUGAUCGUAAGCACAACUCUCUUCCUCUCCCUCCUCCUCCUCCUAGCCAUUUAAAAAGGUUAAAAAAAAAAAAAGAACAAAAAAGAAAACCUACUAGUCUUGAACAAACUGUCAUACGUAUGGGACCUACACGUAAUCUAUAUGCUUUACACUAGCUUUCUGCAUUUACUAGGUUAGAAUGUAAACAAAGUGUAGCAAUAGUGACAAAUAUUUAUUCUACUGUAAAUGACAAAAGAAAACAAAAUUGAGCCUUGGGACAUGCCCAUUUUUACUAUAAAUUAUGAUUCCAUAACUGACUUGUAGUAAGCAGUGUUUCUGGCCCCUAAGUAUUGCUGCCUUGUGUAUUUUAUUUAGUGUACAGUACUAUAGGUGCAUACUCUGGUCAUUUUUCAAGCCAUGUAUUGUAUCUGUUUUCUACUUCUUGUGAGCAAAGACUUUUGCUGUCCAAGGUGUAAAUACUCAAUGGGACUAGAACUGGCAUGAAACUUCCUCAUUAUUUUGUUCCUUUUCAAAGAAAGGCCCACCUGUGAGACGAUAUUUAACAGCACUCCAUAAGGCUUCUGGCUUUUCUGUGGUGUUAGGGUAUUUUAUUUGGAGGGGUGGCAGGGAAACUAACUUAAGUGAAGUCAAAGAGAGCAGGUGAUUGUGUACUGUGCUUUGUAGUGAAUGCUGUCUCUCUCUCCACCUCUUCCCUUAUCCUCCAGUAUGUUGUGUGAGAGACCGGGUCAGGCUAUCACUCUCCGCAGUGAUAGGCAUAACUCUUUGCUUUGUAUAUUUUCUUAUCUUUUUCUUUUUUUCUUUUUUUUUUUUUUUCCUGCUGAAGGCAUCGCACACUGUGGUGCUAAUGUCUUUAUUGAAUGUUUUAGCCAUUUUCAUGGUGGAAGAAUUUUAUAUUUAUGCAGUUGUACAAUUUUAUUUUUUCUGCAAGAAAGUGUAAUGUAUGAAAUAAACCAAAGUCACAUGUUUGAAAAUAAAUCUUUAUUUUAAACUUUAUAAAAGCAAUGCAGUACCCCAUAGAAUGGUGUUAAAUGUUGUCUAAAGUGCAAAACUCUAUGUUCUAACAUGUAAUAAUAGCCAGGAGUACAGUGCUCUUGUUGAUCUUGUAUUUCAGUCAGGUUGAAACAUUGGACAAAUAAAUGAAUGAACACACA